Messenger RNA from Penicillium angulare, 1467 nucleotides. Its product is annotated as Kelch-type beta propeller. The record is from RefSeq and is a predicted model, not a curated record. Lineage: Eukaryota; Fungi; Ascomycota; Eurotiomycetes; Eurotiales; Aspergillaceae. Gene Ontology annotation, molecular function: protein binding. Bases 1 to 1467 code for a protein of 488 amino acids. The transcript has 6 exons.
AUGCUUUACAUGGUUGGCUUGGAUGGUGGUCUUAUCCCUGGCGAUGAAGACUCAAAUCAUCAUUAUCUUAUGACGCUUGAUCUGACUUCCUCAUUUUCUGUCAACGAUGGAUCAAAUUACAAAUUAACUAUUAUCAAUGACACCGUCCCGGACGUUAAAUACCAAGCAUUUUGGCCUAGUCGCGAUAAUUCGACAUUAUAUAUGUACGGGGGAAUGUUUCUUAACAACGUGUCGACUGAUACUGGGAUUUGGGCGUACAGCCCAAACCAGAAAGUCUGGCAAAUACUAGAACAAGAGAUUAUCAUUCCCACGCGGCUCGUCAACGGAGCCAAUACGAAUGCACCUCAAAUCCAGGCUGCCUAUUGGGUUGGUGGAUACCAAGAUUCGGAUACGACUGUCACGAUUACGGACUCGACUGUGAACUACGCCAAAGGAAUGAUUCAACUGAAUACAACCACCGGAAUCUACACCUCACUCGAAGCACCUUUCACUCCUGUUCAGGAUGGCUCAUUAAGUUACAUCCCAGUCGGAGAAAUGGGUAUCUUGGUAUACGUUGGUGGAGAAAUUCCAUCAAUUCAAGAUGGAAUCAACGCAACCCUAGUUCCAAAUAAAUGGGAUUAUGUGCAGGUCUAUGACAUCGCCAAGGCUAAAUGGUACAAUCAGACCACUAGCGGCUCAGGCGUAUCUCGGACUCAAUACUGUGCCUCUGUUCAGCAUGAUGAAUCGUCUUCAUCAUAUGAGAUAUUUUUUGUCGGUGGUGCGGACUUUGAAACGGAAGAUGUAAUCACGGAUGUGUCAUACUUGUCAAUUCCAUCUUUCAAAUGGUAUCAGGCCAGCCCAGUUGAUACAGGUAGAAUGACUAUGGACUGUGCCACAUACGGCUCCCAGAUCUUCGGAGUCGGAGGGCGUCUUGCUUGGUAUGUGGACGAAAGGGCUGGCUGCUAUAAAAUGCCUGCUUUCAUAUACGAUGCUGAGUCGCAGGCUAUCAGAACCGACUUCGAUCCCACAAGAACCGCAUACUCGGUCUCUGCCUCAACCUACGAUGAUAUCAAAAAGUCACCUUAUCCCUCCAAGUGGGCAGAUUCAAAUCUCAAGGCCCUCUUUGUGGCCGCGAACACGAAUAAAAGUUCCACCAACAGUACAUCAACGGCUAAAGAUGCAAUUUCAAGUUCAAACAGCUCGACUAAUACAGGUGCUAUUGUCGGUGGUGUUGUUGGAGGUGUGGCUGGCCUUAUAAUCACUGGGGCCUUGGUGUAUUUCUGCAUUUUCAAACAUAGGAAAAAUAAAAAGGCAGCACAUGGAGUCGUCACAGAAAAGCCUUCUGUUUUGAUUGAUAGCCCAGCAAGGGCAGGUCAAGUAUUAUCAGAACUUUGGGAUGCAAAAGAUCCAUCGGAGCUUGGUGGGAACGGACGGUCUGAGUUAGCCAGUCGUCGGGCAACGACAAGAUUUGAGCUGGCUGGAAAAUAG